CGUUGGAUUUAUUCUCCGUAUAAUCUGACGGACGAAAACAACAAAGUACAAUAUCCUCUGUUUGGAAAUAGGGGGAGAAAUAAAAGUCUAGGGUUUUGCGCAUACUCGGAGAUCAUGCAGCUAAGAGAACGGUACCUCUAAUCUCUAAUGGCGAAAGAAAGCAAAAAAAAACGUGGUUGGAGAUUUAUCGUAGACUGAAAACUUAACAGCUAUUUCUCGAAGAAAGAUUUGCGUAGGGUGAUGUAUGUUCUAGAAUUUGCAGCCUUGCUAUACUUUUUUAGCCCUCAAAUCAAUCAUGUUAAGCCGCUGGUUCUUACAAGGAGCUUCUUUUCCAAAUAUGCUUACCCAAACGACUAACGCAAUCGUUAUUCCUGCUGUUUCUGGUUGUCUUAUUGUUGUGGAGAAGAAACCGUAUGGUUCCUCGUGGAGAAAUUCCAUUUUUGACCCUAAGAAGUCGGCAACUGUAGAUGCAAUUUUCAGUGCAAGAAGUUAUUCAUCAUGCAAGUUGCAGAAAUUUCCAUUGCUAUUUGGUGCAGGUGAUUUGAAAUUGAAAGUUUUUAGUAAGUCUACCAAACUAGGGAGCAGAAGUUUUGCUUGCUUCCAUAAGAUGAAUGAUGUUUGCAAUUUGCGGAACCUUCGAAGUAAACAUAGCUGUUCUUACAUCUCAAGCAAGGCUACAAGCUCACUGCCUGAUGGAAAUUCUGGAUCAAGGAUGUCUCGAACGGAGAGAACAGAUGCACAGAAUGCACUUUUCGACUAUCUCCACUACACCAGGUGCUUGAACUUCACCGACGCCGAGCACAUUAGUAAGAACUCGCCUGUAUUCCUUCAGAGUCUCCUAGCAAAAGUCAAUGAUGGCGAAGAAGUUGGGCGGUCAGUUUCCAGGUUUCUUCGCUUCACUCCCAUCAAUGAAUUUGAACCAUUCUUUGAGAGUUUAGGCUUGAAACCUUCUGAACUGUAUGCCCUUCUCCCUCACAAUUUAAUUUACCUAACAGAUGAUCAUCAUUUGAUAGAGAAUUACCAUGUCCUCUGCAACUAUGGAGUUCCUCGGAGUAAAAUUGGGAAGAUGUACAAAGAAGGUAGUGAGAUGUUCAGAUAUAAUCAUGAUGUCUUGAAUUCGAAACUUCAAAGCUAUGAGAGGCUUGGCUUGAGCAAACCAACAAUCAUCAAGUUGGUCACCUGUUGCCCAGCCCUUCUGAUUGGUGAGCUUAACAGAGAUUUUCUUGAAGUCCUUACAAAACUGAAAGCCUUAGGAGUAGAACUGGAUUUGGUCAGGGGGUGUUUGUCGGAUAAGAGCGUAUACCAUUGGGAUCGAAUUCUUAAAAUGCUUAAUUUUUUGGAUGGGAUGGGCUGCAACCAAAAAAACCUCGAAACACUAAUCAAUCAGCAUCCAAGAUUUGUUUUUGAUGAUUCUGGGAAGAAGAUUUACAUCUUAGUUGCAUUAUUGUUGAAACUGGGUAUUAAAAUGGAUGAUAUCUUACUCUUAUUUGUACAAUAUCCUCAAAUUCUUGCUGGAAAUUUUGUAAAAAAUUUGUGGCAGUCCAUUUACUUCUUAUUUGACAUUGGCAUGAAUGUGGAGGACAUUAAAAUGAUUGUCAAGACUCACCCUCAUGUUCUGGGGGCAUCCUCCAGCAAAAGCCCUUAUUUUGUUUUGCAGAGAUCGAAACUGUCGGAGCACCAGCUAUGCGACAUCAUAAAAGAAGAUCCAAAUCAGUUCACUUAUCUGAUUACCAGUAAGAAGUCAAGCGCUAUCAACUUGCCAAAAGUUGAAGGCACCUUUCUGAGGGAAAAGACUGAUUUCUUGCUAAGAUUAGGUUUUGUUGAGAACUCUGAUGAAAUGGCAAGAGUGCUCAAGAAGUUUCGAGGCAGAGGGGAUCAACUGCAGAAAAGGUUUGAUUUCCUCGUUGAAAUCGGUUUCGACUGCCACACUGCAGCUGAAAUGAUCAAAGCUGUUCCCCCAGUGUUAAACCAGUCCAUUGAUGUUCUUGACAAGAAGAGUACUUACCUUCUGAAUGAUUUGGGCUAUCCCUUAGAGGCACUGGCCGCUUUUCCGACAUUUUUAUGCUACAACUUAGAUAAGAUAAAAUUGAGAUUUUCCAUGUUCCAGUGGCUCAAGGAGAAUGGAGUUAGCUUCUCCACCAAAAAUAGGAAAUUGGCUAGUCCUACAGUUGCCUUGAGUACAGUUCUUGCAUGCUCAGAUGCUCGGUUUUUCAAGUAUUUUGUAAAUUUGCACCAUAGAGGCCCAGAGGAAUGGGAAAGGUUGAAAAGAUCGUUCUCGUCAAAGUAACGCGUUUUUUAAAGAUCUCCGAAGCUGAGACACAGCGGCGGCUUGGAUUGCCUUGGCUAACAUCAAUGUUCACAGAAUUUGUGAAAUAACUUCGUUCUCUAAAUUUCAUUGCAGCUGUAGGAUUGAAUGGAGGAAUUGGACUUAAGCUUCAUCAGCUU
This is a messenger RNA of Dendrobium catenatum, 2445 nucleotides long. RefSeq names its product transcription termination factor MTEF18, mitochondrial-like. Gene Ontology annotation, biological process: regulation of DNA-templated transcription; chloroplast organization. Gene Ontology annotation, molecular function: double-stranded DNA binding. The record is from RefSeq and is a predicted model, not a curated record. Bases 296 to 2287 code for a protein of 663 amino acids. Lineage: Eukaryota; Viridiplantae; Streptophyta; Magnoliopsida; Asparagales; Orchidaceae. Gene Ontology annotation, cellular component: chloroplast. The transcript has a single exon.